This is a messenger RNA of Salvelinus sp. IW2-2015, 2160 nucleotides long. Its product is annotated as von Willebrand factor A domain-containing protein 1. Lineage: Eukaryota; Metazoa; Chordata; Actinopteri; Salmoniformes; Salmonidae. Gene Ontology annotation, molecular function: protein binding. The record is from RefSeq and is a predicted model, not a curated record.
UCUUGAAAGACUGAAAAGAAAGACGAUUAAACACUGGAAGGGGAGGACCUGGACACGGGACUAGAGUCAGGGCGAAGAACCGACUUGAACACUCACGCCCUAGUUCGCUCAAGGCGCCUUUUACCUCACAAACUCACCGAGGAUACCCGAGCAACCAAUUUUCUGGGGAAAAUAUUACGAGAAUAAAAUGUUCCAGAAAAACAGAAACAAAACUGGAAAAGUCUGAGUGAAAGUGAGGAUUUGUGAAGUUCCAAUCUUUUUAUAGCCUAUUAGUAGCUCGAAUGUAAGGCUGAUUACCAUUUCACUUGGAGCGACGGUCCAGGCAAUGGACACUUUUUUGGAGGAAGCCCUUUCGAUAUCGUCAUAAUUCUUUAUACUGGAAUUGAUCACAAUUAACCCUUGCAAUGAAGGGUCGGAUUUUAUUUACUUGCAUGCUGGUUUGCGUGUUCCUGUGGUCGUCCAGUGGUCAGAACUCCGCACCAGAAGCAGUGUUGAACUGCUGUGAAGGUGACGUCCUCUUCCUAUUGGACUCCUCGGGCAGCGUCUCAUCAUAUGACUACUCCCGCAUGCUGGGCUUUCUGUCCGAGCUCCUCCUUCCCUUCUCAUUGGGUGAGGACCAGGUGAGGGUGAGCCUUCUGCAGGUGGGCACCCAACCCCGCCUUGAGUUUGGUUUUGACAGCCACAAUAGCCAAACUGGCCUACAGGGGGCACUGGGGAACACCAAGCCUCUGAGGGGCGACACCAACACAGAGGAGGCCCUCAGGAUAGCCAAGGACUGGGUGCUGAAGCCCGGUGGUGGUGCGGGGGCCAGGGAAGAACUCCCCAGAGUUCUAGUGUGGCUGACGGAUGGGGUGAAGCCGGGUGAUGUGAUUGGACCAAUGGAGAAGCUGAGAGAGGAGGGCGUGGCUGUUCUGGUGAUCUCCACGGGCCACGGGAACUACCAGGUGCUGCGGCAGGUGGUCACCCCUCCUGUGGAGUCACACUUGUACUUUGUGGACAUUGACGAUAUGAGUAUCAUCACUGAGGACCUGAGGGAUGCCAUUAUUGAGAUCCUCCGGGCUGAACGGCUCCAGGUGCGAGACGUGUCCACAGACAGCGCCAUGCUGCAGUGGCGACCGGUUCUGGCCGGUUUGACCGGUUACUAUGAGAUCCGGUUUGGACCGGCUCCCAGUCUAGGAGUGAGCGAAAGAGAAGCAGGGGGGGCUGGUACCAGCCCCAGUACCAGUGGUAGUCAGUACCAGCGACUGACCCGUCCAGGGGACUCCAGCACCGCCAGGCUGAUGGGCCUGAAACCAGACACCACAUACAUGGCCACACUGACUCCCAAGUCCAACCUACAGGUGCUCAACCCCCUCUCUGUCACCUUCACCACUAAGCCAGUCUCCUCAGAGGUGUUGAGCCCGGCUGUGGUGACGGUGUCUGACUCAGGGGCCAACAGUGUGAGGGUGAGCUGGGGUCCUCUGCAGCCGGAGUCUGUCCAGAGUUUCCAGGUGGAGUACAUGGCCCUGUCGGGGGGGAAGCUCCACAUGACUACUGUGGGCCAAGGGCAGAACUCCACCGUGCUGACCAACCUCCAGCCAGACACCCAGUACCUGGUCACCGUGAGCGCGCGGCACUCCUCCGGCCGGGAGAGGGCCAUGUCUGUCAAAGUGUGCACUGAGGAGGUGAGGCCGGCUCUAGCAGACCUGCAGCUGACCACGGUGGGCAGUGACUCUGUGCAGGUGGACUGGAAAGCCAGCGUGGACGGCCUCAGAGGCUACUGGCUCACCUGGGAGGGACAGGGCAUCCACGGCUCUACCGCUGCCCCGCGCUCCUCCCUCUACUUGCCUUCCAACUCACUGUCCACGCGCCUCACACACCUGCCCCCCGCCACCCGAGUGUGUGUGUCGCCCGUCUACCGGACGGCACGCGGGGAGGGCCUCUGCUGCAUGGCCCAGUUUCAUUCAGAUGCAUCGGUUUGGGGCCACAGAUCAUAACAUUGCUGAGCAGGCACUAUGCCAAGGAUGGAGGGAUGAAGGAGAAGAAGAGAUAGAAGAACAAUGCAUCUGAACCUGCAUCCCUCCUUCAGUUCAUUCUUUCCUUUCUGGACAAGACACAAGGCCUUUGGCUUACAAAGCACUGUCUAAUAGAUACUGAUACGCUAGAUAGAUAGAUAGAUAG